AUGGCUUUUGUUCAAUCGGCUGAUGAACGCUAUGCGGAGGCCUUCGUGGAAUGGAUCAAUUCUUUCGACCAUUUGCCGUACACCUGCGAGCAUAUCAGUCAACUGUCUGAUGGUGUUUUACUUCGCGAUAUUUUAUUAGACAUUGAUCCUAAAUGGUUCCGGUCGAUGCAUUCCGUUGAUAUGGGCGAUAAUUGGGUCUUCAAAGUGAAUAAUCUCAAGAAAAUGUAUAAACUGAUCUCUCGCUAUUACGAAGAAGUGUUUAGUCAAGGACUUCAGACGUUGCCUGCCGUGAAUUUAACGGCUAUUGCCAAGGAGACAGAUACCAAGGAAAUCCUGAAACUGUGCCAACGCAUCUUGUAUCUCGCCAUUCAAUCCACAAAAACAGAGAAAUACAUUAACAAAAUCCAACGCUUAUCGCAGCCUAGCCAACAUGCUCUGAUGGUGAGCAUUGAGCAGGUACGAUCCCUCACUUGUUCGUUGGUAAAUAUGAAACCACUUCUCUGGGUGUGUCUAACCGGCGGAUAG
Messenger RNA from Radiomyces spectabilis, 525 nucleotides. RefSeq lists its product as uncharacterized. Gene Ontology annotation, biological process: cytoplasmic microtubule organization; cytoskeleton-dependent intracellular transport. Gene Ontology annotation, cellular component: cytoplasm; centrosome. Lineage: Eukaryota; Fungi; Mucoromycota; Mucoromycetes; Mucorales; Radiomycetaceae. The transcript has 3 exons. The record is from RefSeq and is a predicted model, not a curated record. Bases 1 to 525 code for a protein of 174 amino acids. Gene Ontology annotation, molecular function: dynein light intermediate chain binding; microtubule binding.